CGGAAGUAAUUCUUACCCGCGCCACACCGCUGGAUGAAGUCAGGCUGACCGAACACAUAAGACCUCCCUUCGAACUUUUGCGGCCCCGCCUCCUUCAAGCCAAAAAAAUCUGUCUCUUCAUCUAUCUCGCUUGGAACAUGGCGUCUAUGCCCAUUAACAAUGUGAUUCCCCUCGAAGGGGGAUCAUUGGUGUGUGGAAUGGUUGUUGUCUACGCUAUCCAGGCGUGGAGUUCUCAUGGUCUCUCAUGGAGACUAGUCGGCGACCAAGACCGGCAGCGGUCUCUGAUCACGCUAUGCAUGGCAGUGGUCGUGGCGGGAAUUAUAAGUCUUGGUCUGAAUCAAACGAAAGCCGCCUUCAUCUUGCAAGACAUCGUCGUCCUCAUAAUUUUCUGGGGAGUGCAGCUUGGUCUAUGCUGUAUCAACCACAACACUAUCAUUCGGAUAUACAUUGCGCUCUCAUCGAGCUCAUCUCGUCUGCGACCCCAGAAGCUUUCGCUUUACUGCUUAGCACUUUACCCUUUGACCAUCUUGGUCCUUCUCCCAAUCUUCAUGGGAUUUCCCUCCACCAUCGCUGCCAAGCAAGGGCUGAACACGUCGGACGAAAACAAGCAGAUUUUCAAGCCCCUCAAUGUCGGCCUCGUGAUUGCCACCGAGGUCUUUGCUACCGUCUCCGACAUCUUGUUACUUAUGCGCGUUGGGAGGGCAAGGGGAGCGACGGUUUCUUCCAGUCAACCAUUGUCGCAGGUGGAGAUUGCCGGGAGUGCGCCCGUCAAGCGAUCGUCAACCACUCAACAGAUGCGGGCCAGUAUGUGGAAGCACUACGCCCUCGUAUGGGUGCUCGUAAUUCUGGAUGUUAUCCUGAAGAUCCUCAUAUUUCUUGGGUACCCAGUUCUCUUUGACUCGCAAGUCACUAAUGCGACCAUCCUAUUGAGAGCCGUUACGAACCUAGAGUUCGGCAUAUCCCUCUCCAAGGUGUACGGCGGAGCGUCCACGCAGAAGUCGCAGGGCGAAGUAUUGUCCGCUACGACGAGCCACCCAGGAAUGACUUCGGUGAAGAACACAGGGGUUGUGACGAAAGGCACAUCCGUUCAGCCUUUGCCGACAAAUGGACAAAUCGCAUAGACCGAUGCGAGUGCCGUGACGGCAAAAGAAGCAGUUGAUGAACGUAGUGCUUAGAAUACCAAACCGUUGCAAUUCCCUUUCAUGCGCUUUAGACAUCAGCAUUCUCCUCAAUAUUCAU
Molecule: messenger RNA, 1239 nt
Organism: Fimicolochytrium jonesii
Lineage: Eukaryota; Fungi; Chytridiomycota; Chytridiomycetes; Spizellomycetales; Powellomycetaceae
Exons: 5
Coding region: 138-1121 (327 amino acids)
Source: RefSeq, a predicted model, not a curated record